Messenger RNA from Epinephelus moara (kelp grouper), 3706 nucleotides. RefSeq names its product lysyl oxidase-like 3b (gene loxl3b). The coding region runs from base 252 to 2873 and encodes 873 amino acids. Gene Ontology annotation, molecular function: copper ion binding; protein-lysine 6-oxidase activity. The transcript is spliced from 17 exons. The record is from RefSeq and is a predicted model, not a curated record. NCBI's taxonomy places the organism in Eukaryota, Metazoa, Chordata, Actinopteri, Perciformes, Serranidae. Gene Ontology annotation, biological process: peptidyl-lysine oxidation. Gene Ontology annotation, cellular component: membrane.
CCUCCUCAGUGAAGGCUGCACAGCUGGCAAUUUACAGACAAUAAGUCUGAGAGGAGUAAUUGGCUGCUCGGUGGAUCACUGCUCUGCUAAUCUGACCCGGGUUUGAUGGAGGAGAUGAUUUAACACAAGUGCCGGGAUAUUUCUUCAUCCUUAGUCUUCGAGGUUCAGUUUGUGACCUCCUGGAUCAGCAGCUCCUCCGUCUCCACUGGAACCGUUAUCACCUCCUCAUACUGGGACCAUAAGCUGAAAUCAUGCAGAAGUCCAGAUGCACGUUAGCGUUCAGCUUCCUGUUAGGGUUGUGGUUACCUUACUGUCUGGCCCAGACCACACCGUCAAACCGAGCCACCCGGAUGCCCACACGAGCAGCCACGCCAGCAGCCACACGAGCAGCCACGCUGUCACCCACACGAGCAGCCACGCCGUCACCCACACCGUCCCCGUCCCCCCAGGCCCAGACCGAGCGGCUAAAGGUCAGACUGUCUGGAUACCCCCGAAAACACAAUGAGGGUCGGAUAGAGCUUUUCUACAAGGGAGAGUGGGGGACCAUCUGUGACGAUGACUUCUCCAUAUCUAACGCCAAUGUGCUCUGUCGCCAACUGGGCUUCGUCUCAGCCACGGGAUGGACACACAGCGCCAAAUACGGCAAGGGACAAGGGAAAAUCUGGCUGGACAACGUGCUGUGUAACGGAGGUGAGAAGAGCAUCGAGCUCUGCAAGUCUCGCGGCUGGGGAAACAGUGACUGCACUCAUGACGAGGACGCCGGAGUCGUGUGCAAAGACGAGAGGAUUCCUGGCUUUGUGGACUCAAACGUGAUUGACGCUCAUGUCAAUGAGAACAAGAUAGAGGAGGUGCGACUCCGGUCCGUGGUCACCAUGUCCAGGAAGAAGGUGCCUGUGACGGAGGGCGUGGUGGAGGUGAGGUACAAAGACGGCUGGGCGCAGAUCUGUGACCUGGGAUGGACGAUCAAAAACACACGUGUGGUCUGCGGCAUGCUGGGAUUCCCUCAUGAGAGGAAGGUCAACAAGAACUUCUACAAACGUCUGAAAAAGCGAGCGGCUGAGAAGGUCUCCAGGCCAAAGGUUAAUGUUUCAGCCGGUGGAAGGCACACAUCCAAAGCUAAAGCUAACUCUAAGUCUAAACAGAGCAGCGCUGGCAAAAGGUUAUAUUUGGAGCGUCAGAAGAACUUCUACCACAUCCACUCUGUGGCGUGUACAGGCACUGAGGUCCAUCUGGCAGCCUGCCCGCUGGAGUUCAGCAAACCCAACACCACCACGACCUGCGAGGGCGGCAUUGCGGCCGUCGUCAGCUGCAUGCCGGGGCCGCUGUUCAUGCAGAACAACGGCCAGAAAAAGAAACUGAAAACUUCGAGCAAUGUGAGGCUGAAGGGAGGCGCCAAGCUGGGCGAGGGUCGGGUGGAGGUGCUGAAAGACAACGAGUGGGGGACGGUGUGUGACGACCGCUGGGACCUGCUGUCCGCCAGCGUCGUCUGCAGGGAGCUCGGCUUCGGCAGCGCCAAGGAGGCUCUCACCGGAGCCCGCAUGGGGCAAGGAAUGGGUCCGAUCUACAUGAACGAGGUGAAGUGUCUCGGCCAUGAGAAGUCCAUCUGGAACUGCCCCUUUAAAAACAUCACAUCAGAGGACUGUCAGCACAUGGAGGACGCCGCCAUCCGCUGCAACGUGCCUCACAUGGGCCUCGAGCACUCGAUCCGACUCACAGGAGGACGGACCCGUUACGAGGGCCGCGUGGAGGUGCUGGGCUCAGACUCUAACGGGACGCAGAGCUGGGGUCUGGUCUGUGGAGAGACCUGGAGCACCAAGGAGGCCAUGGUGGUCUGCAGGCAGAUGGGUCUGGGCUACGCUAACCAGGGUCUGCAAAUCCGGAUAGUGGGCGGUCGCAGCACUUAUGAGGGCCGGGUGGAGGUUCAGGUUGGCUCCAAGUGGGGCACAGUGUGCAGCACAGGCUGGACCACAAAGGAAGCCAUGGUGGUUUGCAGGCAGCUAGGGCUCGGAUACUCCAUGCAUGCCAUCACCGAAACAUGGUACUGGGACAGCAGCAAUGUGACAGAGAUGGUGAUGAGCGGCGUGAAGUGCACAGGAAACGAGAUGUCUCUGAGUCAGUGCCAGCAUCACAAAACUGUCAGCUGUCAGAAGGCGGCGGCGAGGUUUGCAGCUGGAGUCAUCUGCUCUGAGACGGCCUCUGACCUGGUCCUGAACGCCUCUCUGGUCCAGCAGACGGUUUACAUCGAGGACCGUCCUCUGCACAUGCUCUACUGCGCUGCUGAGGAGAACUGCCUGUCAAAGUCUGCAGCCAAGGCCAACUGGCCGUACGGACACCGACGCCUGCUGCGCUUCUCCUCCCAGAUCCACAAUAUCGGUCGGGCCGACUUCAAACCAAAAGCUGGGCGCCACUCGUGGGUCUGGCACGCCUGUCACGGACACUACCACAGCAUGGAUAUUUUCACUCACUACGACCUGCUGAACGCAAACGGCACCAAAGUAGCCGAAGGACACAAAGCCAGUUUCUGUCUGGAGGACACCGACUGUCAGGAGGGUGUUUCUAAACGGUACGAGUGUGCCAACUUUGGCGAUCAGGGCAUCACUGUGGGCUGCUGGGAUUUGUACCGUCACGACAUCGACUGUCAGUGGAUCGACAUCACAGACGUCAAACCUGGAAACUACAUCCUGCAGGUUGUGAUCAAUCCAAAUCACGAAGUGGCCGAGAGCGACUUCACCAACAACGCCAUGAAAUGCAACUGCAAAUAUGACGGCCAUCGAAUCUGGCUCCACAACUGUCACAUCGGUGAUGCGUUCAGUGAGGAGGCAGAGAGGAGGUUUGAGAAAUACCCCGGACAGCUGAAUAACCAGAUUCCUUAAUAAUGUCACAACAGUUCUGAGACCUGGAGGUUGGAAGGAUAAAAACACACCUCACAAGCUCAGACAGCUUUUUGUUUUCAGGUACCAGCGUGGACCCCCCCUCCCCCCCCCGCCACAUGUCUGGUCUGAUUCACAGUCAUGACAGAAGCCAACAGUGUUCCCUGCAGUGAAUGUGUGUUUUUAUAUCUGAGUUAUUAUACUUGAAUAUUCAAGUGCUUAUGUUUUUCUUUUCUCAGUCUAAUGUGAGCUAAUGCUUUAUUUUUAUUACAGAAUAGUGUUGAGUGUUGUGAAUGUUCCACGUUAUGAAUGAGGUGUUAUUUUUAUUUUUAUAACCAGUCUGGAACAAACAGGUUCAGAACUACCUGAGGUGUUAGCGUUAGCUUUAACACAUUUACUAACGGAGGCAUUAACAGGAACAAACGCAGCUCUGUGGACAUCUUACUGGUCUUUACUGGGACUUCAUACUGGGACAGAAGAGACUCAGGUGCCUUAGUGUUAAACAUUAAUUAUUACCUAGACUUAAGUUUUUUACAUCAAUAACUGGUCAGUAUUCUUGCUCACUGAAACGGUUUUGCCUCCACGGUUUCAAUAUUUUGUGAAUGUAUUUAUUGCUUAUAUCAAGGUGCUGAGGAGCGACACUUUGUUUGUUAGCGUCAGUUUCAAGAGCUUUGGAGUUUAAAGUCGUGUGUAGCUUUAGUCUGUAUGUGUUGUUAUUAAUAGUCAUGUAGGGUCAGAACAUAGAUAUUAUCGGGCAAAGACAAAAAACUACAAUCAUUGUAUGCUGAUGUAAUCACACCCGCUGCACCCAAUAAAAGGAGAGGAAGAAUAACAGA